Molecule: messenger RNA, 828 nt
Organism: Cadophora gregata
Lineage: Eukaryota; Fungi; Ascomycota; Leotiomycetes; Helotiales; Ploettnerulaceae
Exons: 6
Coding region: 1-828 (275 amino acids)
Biological process (GO): signal transduction
Cellular component (GO): cytoplasm
Source: RefSeq, a predicted model, not a curated record
AUGACUACCGAACGUGAAAGUAAGACCUUCCUCGCGAGGCUCUGCGAGCAAGCCGAGCGUUACGAUGAGAUGGUUACAUACAUGAAGGAGGUUGCCAAGUUGGGUGGAGAGCUUACCGUUGACGAGCGAAACCUCCUGUCGGUCGCCUACAAGAAUGUCGUCGGAACCAGACGUGCUUCCUGGCGCAUAAUCUCCUCGAUUGAGCAAAAGGAAGAGUCCAAGGGUACCGACAAGCACGUCUCCACCAUCCGUGACUACCGUCAGAAGAUCGAAACCGAGCUCGAGAAGGUCUGCCAGGAUGUCCUUGAUGUCCUGGACGAGUCCUUGAUCCCCAAGGCCGAGUCUGGCGAGUCCAAGGUGUUCUACCACAAGAUGAAGGGUGAUUACCACCGCUACUUGGCUGAAUUUGCUUCCGGUGAGAAGCGCAAGGUCGCUGCCACUGCUGCCCACGAGGCUUACAAGAACGCUACCGAUGUCGCUCAAACCGAGCUCACCCCAACCCACCCCAUCCGUCUUGGCCUGGCCCUCAACUUCUCCGUCUUCUACUACGAGAUCUUGAACUCCCCAGAUCGCGCAUGCCAUCUCGCCAAGCAAGCCUUCGACGAUGCCAUUGCUGAGCUCGAUUCUCUGUCUGAGGAGUCCUACCGUGACAGCACCCUCAUCAUGCAACUCCUCAGAGACAACCUCACCCUCUGGACUUCAUCGGAUAGCGGCGAGCCAGAGGCCGCACCAGCUGAGCCAGCAAAGGAGGCCGAGAAGGCUGCUGAGCCAGAGGAGACCAAGCCCGCCGAGCCAAAGACCGAUGCUGCGCCUGCCACCGAGUCCUAG